GUACUCUUCAAAAAUAUGCUAAUAAUGAAUAUAAAGAUGACCAACAAAAAAGGAUGAUAUCACUACAGUUAAUUCCUUCAGUUGAAAAAAGAUCAAAUGGUGAUCUGAGAAGUGCAAUUAAUCUUUUGGAAUCUUUCCUAAUACAAAUACCCCAAGAAGUGAAGGAAGAAAUAAAUGCAACCUUGAUGACUAAUGCUUUGUCAAGAUUACCAAAAAAGUUAAAGACAAACUAUGCAUCAUCAUCAAAAUCCACAGCAAAUAUCAAUUAUGAAAUAAAACCAUUGAUUGACACAACAUUAAAUACUUUAUCUCAUGAUAAUUUAACAAACAAACACACUGCUGUUAGAAAUGUAUUAUACAAUUUCAGGGCAGAACCUAAUGUUUGUGGUGAUAAAACAAGUAUCAAGCUUGGGAAGUUAAUGAGGAAAGAAGUUGCACCUGAUGAGAUGCCUGAUCGACAUCCUAUUCCAAUAAUGCCUGAAGUUUUUUUAGAUAAUCUUGAUACUGAUUCUGACUUCUAUCUUGAUUUAUUGCAAAACAAUUAUAUAAAUUAUUUUGGUAAUAUAUCAGAAUUAGCAUUUGCAGCUGAGAGGUUAAGUAGAUCUGACUGUUUAAUUGGAAGUGAUGAUAUUAGGAAUUCUGAAACUUUAAAACCAUGUGCAGUUUUCUAUGCAACCAGAAGCUUAUAUUUUGCACAUAUACAGAAAGUACCAUCAAAUCCUUCUUUUUCAGGAUUUAAAAGAUCUUCAUAUUUUGAUACAUUUGGAAUUCAACAUCAAAGAAAUCUGGAAUAUCAAGAAAUAUUAAACGCAACUUAUAAAAAUGAAGAUGCACCUAAAGCUAAGAAUAACAAAGCAUGGCAAUUAGAAUGUGUGCCAUAUCUCAAGCAUAUUGUUAAAAAAAAUGAUAUUGGUUCCAAAUAUAACAAUUGGCAAAAGGAACUUAUUGAUGAAUUAACAUCCUAUCAAAAACAUUGA
Messenger RNA from Entrophospora candida, 977 nucleotides. The record is from the annotation of a GenBank genome assembly. Lineage: Eukaryota; Fungi; Glomeromycota; Glomeromycetes; Entrophosporales; Entrophosporaceae.